AUGGGGUGCACAAUUGGCAGUGUAUUUUUACUGCAGCUUGCUGUUUACUUUUACUUCAGUUUGCAAGGUAGCUGUCAAAGCUAUAGAAGUCAGAGUAGCCACAGUGCUUUUUGGAGACAUAGGGUGCAAUGGCAAAACAGUGGAAGGGUCUACAGCCUGCUCAGCCAAGGCUCAGAGUACCAACCUCCCAGGAGAAGAGAAUCUGUUGAACGUACACCUAGCAGUUCAAUACUAGUCCUAAGUAACAAUCAAACUCCGGGGUUAGAGCGCAAUAACCCCCAGAGGCUAAGAGACUCUUCUGGUCAGUUAAGCUUCCAGGCAUCGAGACCCAGAAGCCCUGCAGGUGCUGCUACAGGACAACAGAGGACCAGAGAGGAUGCUAUUAGAGCAAGAUAUCAAAGUACAGCUCGUCCAUUUAACAGGCAGCAGCCACAAAGAGUGAAUGCUACAACAGUCAAUACCGUUAGACAGGAAGUGACGCAAGGACUUCAAGGAGAUGACCCAUACAACCCCUAUAAAUACAGUGAAGAUAAUGGCUAUCAAAACUCUUUUGAUACAUACGAGACGAGAAGAGAAAGCCUUAGGAGGAGGCCAGGUUAUGGCAUGCGAUACUUUCAGCAUGGCCUCCCAGACUUGGUACCAGAUCCGUAUUACAUCCAGGCCUCCAUUUAUGUGCAGCGAAUGUCCAUGUACAGCUUAAGAUGUGCCGCUGAGGAAAACUGCUUGGCAAGUUCAGCUUACCGUUCUGAUGUCAGAGAUUAUGACCAGAGAGUGCUUCUGCGCUUUCCCCAGAGAGUGAAGAAUCAAGGUACAGCUGACUUCCUUCCAAGUCGACCUCGCUAUUCCUGGGAGUGGCACAGCUGCCAUCAGCAUUAUCACAGUAUGGAUGAGUUCAGUCAUUAUGAUUUGCUUGAUGCAAGCUCACAGAGAAGAGUGGCUGAAGGCCACAAAGCAAGCUUUUGUCUAGAGGAUACUUCAUGUGACUAUGGAUACUAUAGACGAUUUGCAUGCACAGCACAUACACAGGGACUGAGUCCUGGUUGUUAUGACACCUAUAAUGCAGAUAUUGAUUGCCAGUGGAUUGACAUCACAGAUGUAAAGCCUGGAAACUAUAUUUUAAAGGUCAGUGUGAAUCCAAGCUACUUGGUACCAGAAUCUGAUUAUUCCAAUAAUGUUGUUCGUUGUGACCUACGAUAUACUGGACAUCAUGUGUACACUUCUAGCUGUACAAUUUCUCCGUGA
Molecule: messenger RNA, 1242 nt
Organism: Staurois parvus
Lineage: Eukaryota; Metazoa; Chordata; Amphibia; Anura; Ranidae
Source: the annotation of a GenBank genome assembly